Messenger RNA from Thalassophryne amazonica, 2792 nucleotides. Its product is annotated as sodium/hydrogen exchanger 3-like. Gene Ontology annotation, biological process: proton transmembrane transport; regulation of pH; sodium ion transport. Gene Ontology annotation, cellular component: apical plasma membrane; brush border membrane. The transcript is spliced from 16 exons. Lineage: Eukaryota; Metazoa; Chordata; Actinopteri; Batrachoidiformes; Batrachoididae. The record is from RefSeq and is a predicted model, not a curated record. Gene Ontology annotation, molecular function: sodium:proton antiporter activity. Bases 39 to 2621 code for a protein of 860 amino acids.
UUCUCUUUGUAACCUACUCAUUUCAUUUAUACGACCAAAUGCAGCACUGUGGAUACAUGCACAUCUGGCUGUUAGUGUCAGUGCUGCUGAUUUGCCUCAACUCACGGGUCAACGGGGUGAAGGCUGAAGCACCACUGACGCGUCAGCGUUCCCAUCCAGAGCCAGCAGAGUCAGGAUCAAAUCCUAACCAGACAGGAUAUGAACACGGCUCCAGCAUCAGCGGGAUACCAAUCGUCAGCUUUAAGUGGCACCAUGUAGAAACUCCUUAUCUGAUUGCAUUAUGGGUGCUGGUGGCUUUUCUGGGUAAAUUGGUCAUCGAAGCCAACCACCACGUGACCAGUGUGAUCCCAGAGAGUGCUCUGCUCAUCUGCUUCGGCUUCAUCCUCGGGGGAAUGAUUUGGGGUGCAGACAAGAAGCAGACAUUCAAACUGACCCCCACCGUGUUCUUCUACUUUUUGUUGCCUCAAAUCAUCCUGGAUUCAGGUUACUUUAUGCCCAACAAGCUCUUCUUCGGCAACAUGGGCGCCAUCCUAAUGCAUGCAGUUAUUGGCACCUGCUGGAAUGCUGCGAGUCUGGGGCUGUCACUGUGGGGGUGUCACUUGGGAGGGGCCAUGGGUAACCUGGACAUCGGUUUGCUGCAGUACCUUCUUUUCGGCAGCCUCAUCGCUGCUGUGGACCCUGUGGCCGUCCUUGCUGUGUUUGAGGAGGUCCAUGUUAAUGAGGUUCUCUUCAUCGUGGUGUUUGGAGAGUCUCUCCUGAACGACGGCGUGACAGUGGUGCUUUUCAAUGUAUUUGAUGCAUUUGUGUCACUGGGAGGAUCAAAGAUUAAUGCUGUGGAGAUCAUCAAAGGAAUAAUUUCCUUCUUUGUAGUGGCAUUCGGUGGCUCUCUCGUGGGUUUAGUGUUUGGACUCCUGAUCUCUCUUCUUACCAGAUGCACCAAAAACAUCCAGAUCAUUGAGCCAGGCUUUAUCUUUGUGUUGGGAUACCUCUCGUACCUGACCGCUGAGAUGCUCUCUCUGUCCUCCAUCCUCUCGAUUGUCUUCUGUGGUGUGUGCUGCCAAAAGUAUAUCAACGCAAACAUGGACGAGAAGUCCGUCACCACCGUCAGAUAUGUUAUGAAGGUUUUUGCGAACGGGUCAGAAACCAUCAUCUUUGUGUUCCUCGGCAUCUCUGCCAUCGAUACAACAUUAUGGGUGUGGAACACGGGCUUCAUCCUUCUCACACUCUUCUUCAUCUUUGUGUACAGGAUCAUAGGUGUCUUUUUGCUCACCUGGAUACUGAACAGGUUCCGGCUGGUCCCACUGGAGCUCAUUGAUCAGAUGAUUAUGAGCUACGGUGGCCUGCGAGGGGCCGUUGCUUAUGGCUUGGCAGUGAUGCUCGAUGAGAAAAAAAUAAAGGAAAAGAAUUUGAUGAUCUCCACCACUCUGAUUGUAGUGUACUUCACAGUCAUACUUCAGGGAGUAACAAUGAAGCCUCUAGUGAACUGGCUGAAAGUUAAGAAGGCUGCCAUUUCCGAACUCACACUCAUAGAAAAAGUGCAGGACAAGGUGUUUGAUCACACGCUCGUUGCCAUAGAAGACAUAUCCGGACAAAUUGGACAUAAUUACAUGAGUAAUAAGUGGAAUCACUUUGAGGAGAAUUGGAUGACAUGGCUCCUGAUGAAGCCGUCAGUGAGGAAAAAACGUGACUAUGUCUUCAAAGUCUUCCACCAACUGAACCUCAAGGAUGCAGUGAGCUACGUGACUGAGGGUGAACGCAGAGGUUCUCUGGAAUUUAUCCGAAAUGAAUCGGCAUUUAUUGACUUCAAGAAAAAGUUUGGCAAGGAAUACCCAGAGGUCAUGCCUGACAUCACAGCUGACAUGUCAAAUGACCUCAGCAGAGGUCCGUCUACACGAAGAGAGACAGUGCCAUCAGUGAGCUUGGAAAUCCAUGAGCAGAACAUGCAUAGUAUGAGGAAAUCAGAGGCUGUCAACUCGCACCGCCUGCUGCAGCAGCACCUGUACAGGGGACGGAAACAGCAUAGACACAGGUACAGCCGGAGCCAUUUUGAUGUCAACAAAGAUGAAAACGAGGUGCAGGAGAUCUUCCAGAGGACCAUGAGGAGCCGACUGGAGUCCUUCAAGUCUGCAAAGAUGGGUGUGGCACCACCAAAACCAAUAAAGCACAGCAAGAAAGACCAGCAGCAAAAGAUGGCAAGUGGAAAAUCAAUGGAGAGAACCACAAGCUACCCAUCUGGUGAUGAAGAUGAUGAGUUCUCAGGAAACACAGCAUCAGGCGGUUCGUUCCCCAUGAGAGGCACCUAUACUGCAGGAGCUGGAAUUGAGAAUCCAGCCUUCAUGAUGGACACAGACGCCAUACAGAUCCCACCCUGGCUAGCAGAAUCCGAACUGGACAGCAGCACAGUGGCGCCUUCACAGAGGGCCCAACUCAGGUUGCCAUGGACACCUACCAACCUCCGACAUCUGGCUCCACUUCGCAUCAGCACCCGCUCCACCGACUCCUUCUUGCAGGCCAACGUGUCUCACACACAGCAGACGUACAACAAAGAUCUGCCUCCGCCACCGACGACACCGCCACCACCACCGCCACCACCUCCUCGAGGAGACAAUACCUAUAUGUAACAUAACAUUCCUGCCCCCCUGACAGCAUCCUCCCACACUUCAUCUCCCUCUAACCUGGCUGCCAAAAACAUAGAACUUCCAUCUAUUCUUCCAACAUUCACCUGGCAAUGUUUUCUGUUUCCCAGUAUACUGUUUAAUCUGUCCCACAUUUCCAGACAAAACAUUUACCAU